AUGGUUUUUCUGUUGAAUUUUGGGUUUAUUUUCACUGUGAUCUAUGCCUUGUUUUAUGUCUGCUUGGAUAAGAAAGCUGGAUCUUUGGCUGCUUUGCUCUGUGUUCUCUGUUGGGUUGGAGCCAUUUUGCUUGCUAGUCGCCUUGGAUUUUCUUUGGAGUUACCUUCGAAGGCGGAGACGAUAUCGUCGUUGUCGAUCUCGGACAACGAAGCCUUAGGGUCAAGUGGUCUUGCCGACGCGGGAGUCAAAGAGGUCGCGCCAGUUUUUGCCGUCGUAGUUCUUGAGGGCAGCCAUGUCGUGCUGGACGUCGAGGAGGCUGCCGGAGUUGGAUCGGUAGACAAUCUCAUCGAGGGAGUAGGACUCGGAGUCGGCAGCGGCAGCAGAGGAAGGGUCGGUGUUGAAGGGGAUGUAGUGGGUAGAGAAAUGGUGGGUGUGGGUUGUGUUGUGAUAGUGAGCUUUGUCACGACUGUUGCUGCAAUGGAAGAUUGUGAAGGAAGGGGAGGGUUGUGGAUGAAUUUCAGAAUUUACCUUUAUUUUUUGACAGAAAAUUUAAUAGAGUUUGACAAAGGGACUAAUGGUGUAACAAAACACCUACUUGAGUGA
This is a messenger RNA of Prunus armeniaca (apricot), 603 nucleotides long. The record is from the annotation of a GenBank genome assembly. NCBI's taxonomy places the organism in Eukaryota, Viridiplantae, Streptophyta, Magnoliopsida, Rosales, Rosaceae.